This is a messenger RNA of Tripterygium wilfordii, 844 nucleotides long. RefSeq lists its product as uncharacterized. Lineage: Eukaryota; Viridiplantae; Streptophyta; Magnoliopsida; Celastrales; Celastraceae. The record is from RefSeq and is a predicted model, not a curated record. The transcript has a single exon. Bases 65 to 745 code for a protein of 226 amino acids.
AACACAAUGUAUUCCGCAUAAAACAACCAAAAACAGACAGAAAAACCAGUACUACAAAAAAACCAUGUCUCAUUACCGGCUUAUCCUCUCCUUGCUAGUAUCCCUAGCAGUCAUGAUGCAAUCCACUUCUGCUGUUGAUUAUGUUGUCACCAACAGAGCCGGAUCAUCAGGAGGCAGCGUGCGCUUCAACAACGAAAUAGGCAUCCCCUACAGCAGGCAGACACUAGAUUCUGCCACCAAUUUCAUAUGGAGGAUCUUCCAACAAAACAGCGCGGCCGAUCGGAAAAACGUGCAGAAGGUGACCUUAAUAAUCGAAAACAUGGACGGUGUCGCGUACGCUGUCAACAACGAGAUCCAUGUCAAUGCGAAUUACCUUGGAAACUAUAGUGGUGAUGUGAAGAGGGAGUUCACUGGGGUGAUUUAUCAUGAAAUGACACAUAUUUGGCAAUGGAAUGGUAAUGGACAGACCCCAGGAGGCUUGAUUGAAGGGAUUGCAGAUUAUGUGAGGCUCAAGGCUAACUACAUUCCUAGUCACUGGGUCAAACCAGGGCAGGGUGAUAGGUGGGAUCAGGGUUAUGAUGUUACAGCCAGGUUUUUGGACUAUUGUAAUAGUCUUAGAAAUGGGUUUGUGGCAGAGCUUAAUAAGAAGAUGAGGAGUGGUUAUAGUGCUACCUAUUUUGUUGAUCUGCUAGGGAAGACUGUUGAUCAGCUUUGGAGUGACUAUAAGGCCAAGUAUGGCCAGUAGCUGUGCAAACCUGUAAUAGCCUAAAUAAAAUUAAGUGGGUUGUAUUGUAACUGAUUUGAUAAGCUAUAAUAAAAUUUGAAUUAUUGGUACUUGACAUUA